GAAAUGGAUUUUGCGGUGGGAUGGAAUCGUUUCAAUCUAACUUUGCUCGGCGUGUGGCCGGAACCAAGGGUGAUCUCGAAUCGCGCGCGACGAAUAUCGUCUUUCGUCUUCUGGUUCACGAGUUCCGUGUCGCUUAUGUUCAUAUGCGCACCACAGACAGCGAAUUUGAUACUGAAAUCAACGAAUUUGAACGAGGCAGUCGAGAAUCUAUCGAUCAACGUGCCGAUCGUUUUCGCUUUGGCGAAGCAAAUCGUUUUACGAUACCACAAACAGGCUCUCACGUCCUUGGUCAAUCAAAUACUCGAAGACUGGUCCAGGUCCCUGCCGGAAACGGACCGUCAGACGAUGAUGAAGAACGCCCGGUUGAGUCGAAUGAUAUCUAUCUCUUCCUCCACGCUGAAUUGUUUCAUGUUGUUCGCGUUCGUGUCGCUGCAAAUUUGGAGCAACAUGCAGAACACUUCGGAGGCCGACUUGGGCGGUCUCCUGCAUCCGGCCGUGUUCCCUUAUGACACGAAGAAGAGUCCCAAUUUCGAGAUCACAUGGCUGGGCCAAUUUAUGGGCACCGUUCUGACCGCAAUCUGCUACUCUUGUUUCGACACGUUUCUAGCGUUUCUCGUGUUGCAUUUGUGCGGGCAACUGUCUAUUCUCAGGAUGGCCCUCGAAAAUCUGGCGAACAAGAGCGACGGGCACAAUUUUGUGAAGUUCAAUGAGAGACUCGGAUACAUUGUGUACAGACAUAAUCAACUGUUCAGAUUUGCAGUGGUUGUGGAAGACUGCUUCAAUCUAACACUGCUUAUACAAACCCUGAUCUGCACAGCGAUGUUGUGUCUGACUGGGUAUCGUAUGUUAACUUCUGUGGAUCAAGAGUGCGAAGAAGUGCCUAUUGUUGGGUUAAUAUUUUUUAUCAUACACGUGUUAUACACGAUGUUGCAUUUAUUUAUAUAUUGUUAUGUGGGCGAAGCUCUUGUCAGAGAAAGUACUGAGAUUGCUCGGUCAGCGUACGAGUGCAUUUGGUAUGAUUUACCGUCAAAACAGGCAACCAUGCUGAUUAACGUAAUAUGUCGAGCGAGAAUAUCCUUCCAGAUAACCGCAGGAAAAUUCAGUCCCUUCUCUUUAGAACUCUUCAACGUCGUGUUAAGGACUUCCGCCGGAUAUUUAUCCGUGUUACUGGCCAUGAGAGAAUGA
This is a messenger RNA of Nomia melanderi (Alkali bee), 1185 nucleotides long. The record is from RefSeq and is a predicted model, not a curated record. Lineage: Eukaryota; Metazoa; Arthropoda; Insecta; Hymenoptera; Halictidae.